AUGUACGAACAAAUUUUGUACCAAGAACCCACAAACGAAAUGUAUUCUCUUGUCGUUAAAGUGCUUAAUAAAGAGGUUGAGAUUGAGGAAGAGGUUGAAAUGCAGGUGUUGAGGGAGGAUA
Messenger RNA from Racocetra persica, 121 nucleotides. The record is from the annotation of a GenBank genome assembly. NCBI's taxonomy places the organism in Eukaryota, Fungi, Glomeromycota, Glomeromycetes, Diversisporales, Gigasporaceae.